Messenger RNA from Pristis pectinata (smalltooth sawfish), 4639 nucleotides. It is a transcript of the gene ube4a, whose product is annotated as ubiquitination factor E4A (UFD2 homolog, yeast). Gene Ontology annotation, cellular component: nucleus; ubiquitin ligase complex; cytoplasm. Gene Ontology annotation, molecular function: ubiquitin-ubiquitin ligase activity. The coding region runs from base 174 to 3401 and encodes 1075 amino acids. Lineage: Eukaryota; Metazoa; Chordata; Chondrichthyes; Rhinopristiformes; Pristidae. The record is from RefSeq and is a predicted model, not a curated record. Gene Ontology annotation, biological process: protein polyubiquitination. The transcript is spliced from 20 exons.
CUGGACGCGCGCUCCCCGCGCAAGGCGGGAAGUGGCGUGAGGAUGUGUGCGCGCACGCAGGCGGGGCAGGCGUACGCGCGGAGCCCGGGCCUUGGCGGACAGCGGAGCGCAGGCCGCAGUCGUCAGCAACAGCAGCCUGCUUUGGAGCUGGAUGGAGUGGGCUUUGAAGAGAAAUGACUGACCAGGAGAAUAACAAUAACAUAUCUAGCAACCCCUUUGCAGCUCUCUUCAGUUCUGUGGCUGAUGCCAAACAAUUUGCCUCUGUUCAAAAGCAGCAACCCCCUGAAGUCCCACCAGUCCAUCCAGGAUCUCCAGAAGAAGCUUACGACAGUGAAGAUUCUGACAUCAGUAGUAUUGAGAGCAUUGACAAUGACUCGAUUACAGACUCCAAUCGUGCAUUUCGUUCCCAAAAGGAAAUAUGUGAACAACUCAACAUCAACCACAUGCUUCAGCGCAUCUUUCUUAUUACACUUGACAACAGUGAUCCGAUUUUGAAGGGGGGGAAUGGAAUUCCACCGCGCUGUGUGUUUUUGGAGGAUAUGGCCAUGGAUCUGGAUGGACAGGACUGGCUUGACAUGAACAAUGUUGAACAGGCUUUGUUCAGUCGAAUGCUGAUUCCAGAACCAGGAACUCAUUUGAUCUGGAUGACACCAGGAAACAUUAUUAAUGUAACUGCUGAUCGAGAUGCUGGAGAGAAGGAAGUUAUGAAAUACCUGUUUGCUUGUUUCCGAAGAGUGAAAGGCGAGAUUACAAAGGUCCCAGAAAACCUAUUGACAUACGCUGUUCGUUGUAAGGUGCUCACUGUGUCUAAUGCACGCACUGCCCUUCUCACACCUGAGAUCUAUGCCAAUCAGAAUAUCUACGAACAAGUAGUUGAUUUGCUUCUUGAAGGAGUAAGUGGACCACAGUUUGAAGAUGUUGCUGAGUUCAUGGAUGAAGUAAUAAUUAUGUUAAAGGCAGAUGAGGAGGUCAGGACAUUCAAUGAAGUCAUAUUUCCAGUGUUGGACAUAAUAUUGCACCGUAUCAAAGAGUUGGAUCUCUGCCACAUGAUGCUGUAUGGCUAUCUGGAUAUUCUUCUUUAUUUCACCCGGCAAUUUGAUCUAGCACAAGCUUUCUUGGAGCACAUUGAACCAAAGGAUCCAAAAAGUGGUAACUUGUACCAGCAGACCCUGCUGGGAACUGUACUGAACAUUUCUUGUUUGCUGAAGACUCCAGGACUGGUGGAAAGUCACUUGUAUUUUUUGAAUCCCUCGCGAUCUAGUCCUCAGGAAAUAAAAGUCCAAGAGUCAAAUAUUCACCAGUUUAUGGUUCAAUUUCAUGACAAAAUCCAUCAGAUUCUGCGGAACCUCAUCCAGCUUUCCCCUGAUACAAAGCAUGGCAUCCUUUCCUGGCUCGGAAACUGUCUCCAUGCCAACUCUGGACGGACAAAAAUCUGGGCCAACCAGAUGCCAGAUCUCUUCUUCCAAAUGUAUGCAUCAGAUGCCUUCUUCCUGAACCUUGGUGCUGCUUUGCUGAAACUCUGCCAACCCUUCUGCAAACCAAAGUCACCUAAGCUUCUAACUUUUAACCCUACUUAUUGUUCCUUGAAGGAACUGAAUGAAGAAGAGCAGAAAAGUAGAAAUGUACACAUGAAAGGCUUGGACAAGGAGACCUGCUUGAUUCCAAUGCCACAGGGACUGGAGCCACCAUUUGCUGAAACGUACAACCUGGUCACAGAGAAUUUAAUCUUGACUCAAUUUGCUUUGCGCUUGGGUUUUCACAGAUUACACGAUCAAAUGAUAAAGAUGAACCAGAGCCUGCACCGGCUGCAGGUUGCCUGGAGGGAAGCGCAGCAGUCUUCCAAUCCAGCUGCAGACAACCUGCGUGAGCAAUUUGAACGGCUGAUGACUAUUUACUUAUCAACUAAAGCAGCAGCCACAGAGCCGCAGAUGCUCCAGAACUGUAUGAACUUGCAGAUCUCCACCACAACGAUAUUGGUCCAGUUUUCUCUAGGCAACCAAGGAACAGAAUACGUGGAGGUGAAAUUCCCUCUUCUGGAUGUGGAAUACUGCAUGCUUUCUCAUGUUCCAGAAUUCUUUGCUGAAAAUCUGGGAGAUUUUUUCAUCUUCUUACGAAGAUUUGCAGAUGACAUUCUGGAAACUGCAGGCGAUUCCCUGGAACAGCCUCUAAACUUUGUCACUGUGUUCAUGGGUAACCUAGAGAGGAUGAAGAACCCUCACUUGCGAGCAAAGCUGGCUGAGGUGCUUGAAGCUGUGAUGCCUCACAUGGAGCAGGUGCAGAACCCAAUGAUCAGCAGCAUGUUCCACCGAGAGCGGGUCUUCUCCUCAUUUCGGCAGGCAUAUUAUCUCGCUGAAGCACUUAUCAAAGUGUUCGUGGACAUUGAAUUCACAGGAGAUCCACAUCAGUUUGAACAAAAAUUUAACUACAGACGACCUAUGUACCCUAUCCUAAAAUACAUGUGGGGAUAUGAUAACUACAGACAAAGCAUCAAGAAUUUAGCUGACUAUGCAUUUGACAACUUGGAGGCAAUGAACCCUCCACUUUUUCUCCGAUUUCUCAAUUUGCUCAUCAAUGAUGCCAUCUUUCUGUUGGAUGAAGCCAUCCAGUAUUUGAGCAAGAUUAAGAUUCAACAAAUUGAGAAGGACCGAGGAGACUGGAAUAAUUUGCCUCCCGAAGCUCGUAGGGAAAAGGAGGGCAACCUUCAGAUGUUUGGGCAACUUGCACGUUUUCACAACAUCAUGUCCAACGAAACAAUCGGAACUUUGGCCUUUCUCACUUCAGAAAUCAAGGCCUUGUGUGUGCAUCCCAUCCUUGCUGAGCGGAUCAUCUCGAUGCUGAAUUACUUUCUUCAGCACUUAGUGGGGCCUAAAAUGGGUGCCCUCAAAGUCAAGGAUUUCAGUGAAUUUGACUUUAAGCCUCAACAGUUGGUGUCUGACAUUUGCACCAUCUACUUGAACUUGGGAGUGAAGGAGGGUUUCUGUGCUACAGUGCCAAAGGAUGGGCGCUCCUAUUCCCCUAUGUUAUUUGCACAAACGGUGAGAGUAUUGAAAAAGAUCAACAAGCCUGGCAACAUGAUCAUGGCAUUCAGUGAACUGGCUGAUAAAGUAAAGUCUCUCGCAGACCUGCAACAGCAAGAAGAGGAGACAUUUGUAGAUGCACCAGAUGAAUUCCUGGACCCAAUAAUGAGCACACUGAUGACUGAUCCAGUUUUGCUGCCCUCCUCUCGGGUGACAGUUGACAGGUCAACCAUAGCUAGGCAUCUCCUCAGUGACCAAACGGAUCCAUUUAAUCGUAGCCCACUCACAAUGGAUCAGAUCAAGGCAAACUCAGAAAUAAGAGAGAAAAUUCAGCAAUGGCUGGCAGAAAGGAAACGACAGAAGGAUCAAAAUGGGCAGACAUAGAAUGAUAAAGCAAAAAAACAAAUGAAAUGUGCAGUUGUGGAACACUUUACUGCUGUUUAUACCUGCCUACUGUACCAGGACUAUCCAGGGACUAUACCUUAAUGGCAUAUCUUAAUUCAUCUUCACAACCCUUGUUCAGUACGAAUCAAUCUAACGGAAUGUUCUUCUUGUAGCUGUGUAAGAGCUUGGCCCAGCACAGUUUCACUUUUGCUCUUAGGCAGCCAACUGCCAGCAUUAGCAAAUAGCAUUCAAUGUUUUCCUAAUGAGUUGGCUGACUAGAAAUCAGUACUUGGAGAAUACCUUAACAUAAGUCAAAUGAAGGAGGAAUUCUUGACUAACACAAUGGCUGUUUCAGUUGGCGUAUUUAGUAACCUUGAAAUUAUGCUGUGUGGUAUUAAUCUUCAAGCAUUAUUUGUGCUUCUAUGAAAUUCCUUUUUCAGUUGUUUCAAUGGGCCUGCUAACUUACUCUAUGGGGUUUAGAGACUCCACUUAAAUAGCAGAAAAAGGAAUUUGAUAGCUACUGCAGCACAUCAUUCCCAGGCCUGUUUUUAUUUCUCUGUAACUUAUCAGGAUCAUUUUUUUUUAAAGCAUUGGAUGCUUAUUUAUCCAGCUAGAAAAGCUUUAUGGGUGUAAAGUGGGAAGCAACUAAUAGUAAUGCACCUGCAUUGGUGAACUUGGUCUUUAUAACCAGCAUGCCUCAAGACUAGUACCAUUGUACAUUUUCCGUAAAAUUAAUCUACAAAGAGAAGGUGGGGUAACUCCUAACGUGUUGCUUAAAUUGUUUGGGGGAAAAAAAUCAACUGGUACUUCCAUGCCAGGAUUUGCAUCGAGGAACAUCAAAAAAUCCCUUAAAUUAUAUCCUUGAUACCAGUUGUGUGGUUGAAUCCUUCCAAACGUUGGCAUGUUCCAAUACAUCUGCAAGUAUUGUACACUGGGAACUCAACCUCAUAACUCUGUUAAACAAAAUAUUAUAGUUUUUAUCCAUGUUUAGUGUACAGAAACAGAUCAUCUAUAUUAGGAAGUCAAUAAAUAGUUAAUAUAAUGUGCAGAAUGCUCAAUGACUUAAAAAAAGCUAGCUGUACUCCCAGACAGAUGAGCACAAUGAUAACCAAACUCCUGCAAUGUUUACCCCCCUCCCCUACCCACCAUUGGAUUCCCAUUUGGAAAACCAGGUAUUGUACAAGAAAACUCAAGCACUUGAAUUGGUUUGGCCGCUUAAUAAAAAUGUUUCCAUUGUA